Eurytemora carolleeae is the source of this 417-nucleotide messenger RNA. Its product is annotated as laminin subunit beta-2-like. The record is from RefSeq and is a predicted model, not a curated record. Lineage: Eukaryota; Metazoa; Arthropoda; Copepoda; Calanoida; Temoridae. Bases 1 to 417 code for a protein of 138 amino acids. The transcript is spliced from 5 exons.
AUGAUCAGGUAUUAUAAGGAGAGUUAUGUGGAAAGUGAAAUCAUCAUUGAUCUGCUAGGUGACUCUAAACCCUGUGAUUGUAAUGGUAGAACAGAUACAUGUGAUCCUGCUACAGGAGCCUGUAUAAACUGUAGAGAUAAUACUGCAGGAGCAUUGUGUGAUAUAUGCGCGGCAGGCUUCUAUGGAGAUCCUGUACAUGGAGAACCAUGUACACCUUGCCAGUGUCCAAGCAGUGAUAGAAACUUCGCCCUAACUUGCAGUACAGCAGCCAGUGGGGCAUUCAGCUGCCAGUGCCAGGAGGGGUAUACAGGACCAUCUUGUGACAGAUGUGAAUACGGUUAUUAUGGAAACCCAGAGAAAGAAAAGGACUGUUUACAAUAUCAAAUAUAUUUUAAAAGGACUGUUCACAAUAUCUAA